This is a messenger RNA of Letharia columbiana, 240 nucleotides long. RefSeq lists its product as uncharacterized. The record is from RefSeq and is a predicted model, not a curated record. Bases 1 to 240 code for a protein of 79 amino acids. The transcript is spliced from 2 exons. NCBI's taxonomy places the organism in Eukaryota, Fungi, Ascomycota, Lecanoromycetes, Lecanorales, Parmeliaceae.
AUGGGGCCUCAUAAAGGGAGCCUGCAGCUGGAAUCGUCGUCAGGACUCUUGCCCCUUCUGACGCCACCGCAACUCAACGCCUUUCUACCUCGGCCUAUAUUCUUUGCCGUCCAUUUCAACUACAACGGCUCCCUCGAUCACCGCAUCAUCUAUGACUUCAUCAACGUCAUACGACGUCUCUACCGCCCUCUACCGCUCCUCCAUUCUCCGGUCUCAGCACCGGCGCCAAAGCUGGCAUAG